Drepanopeziza brunnea f. sp. 'multigermtubi' MB_m1 is the source of this 909-nucleotide messenger RNA. RefSeq lists its product as uncharacterized. The record is from RefSeq and is a predicted model, not a curated record. Gene Ontology annotation, cellular component: extracellular region; cell surface; fungal-type cell wall. Lineage: Eukaryota; Fungi; Ascomycota; Leotiomycetes; Helotiales; Drepanopezizaceae. Gene Ontology annotation, molecular function: zinc ion binding; metallopeptidase activity; integrin binding.
AUGUUGUUCAACUCUCAAGUCCUUCUCGCUUACAUUUCGCUGGUCACUGCUCUGCCUUUGACAUCAGCGCGAGCCCUCGAGUCCCGACAACAGGUAGCCUGGACAUGGAAUGAAGGAGCAACGCCCGAAAUCAGCAUACACGUCUCCUGCAACGCCACCGAGCGGGCCCAGCUCCAGCGUGCCCUGAAUGAGACCAUGACCUUGGCUCAGCAUGCCAAAGACCACAUCAUGCGAUUUGGGAACUCGUCCCACAUCUACGUGAAGUACUUCGGCCACGACAGUACGACAGCCGAGCCCGCCGGGUGGUAUGACAAGAUAGUCGACGGCGACAAGACUGGCGUUGUUUUCCGCUGCGAUGAUGUUGAUAACAAGUGCUCGAACGAUGGCUGGGCUGGCCAUUGGAGAGGCGAGAUCUCGCCUGGCGAGACGGUCAUCUGCCCGUUAUCUUUCGAAUCCAGAUGGCCGUUAGAAACUCUGUGUGGACACGGCUACACAGUGGCUGAGGGGAAUGACGAACAUUACUUCGGCGCGGACCUCAUGCAUCGUCUUUACCACACCCCUAAGAUCAGCGAGGGUGUUGUUGAAGAAUAUGUCGAAACCCAAGCCGAACUCCUGCAGCUUGCCAUCGACAGCCCGGAGCUGGCUGUACGGAAUAGCGUGACACUUCGCCACUUCGCUGUCGAGGCCUACGCCUACGACAUUGCGGUUCCGGGUCAAGGAUGUCCAGGAACUCUCCCAGAGUCACCUGAAACCAUACCAACCGAUACAAGCAGCUCAGCUGAUCCAUCUCCCACCGAUGCGAGCGCCGCCUACACGCCAGACACUCAAACAUCGACCGCAGCAGAUGAAGCUACUCCUGCAAGCGAAAAAUGCCUCACGCUUGCUGAUGGAGUCGAGCUCUGCGUCUAG